UUUGCAUUUGAAUGAAUACCUUCAGUUUCCCAUCGUCGACCCCGCCUCCUUCACGAGCGUUUCCGCGCCUUUCAAUCAACGCUUUCGCCGCCUUCUCCGUCUAAAUUAGCUCUUCUAGCCAUCGUAACCGAAGCGCUCACGACCGCGAUACCUAUUGCUCCAUCCGCAACUCCGUACGUCUAAUCGCGCAUUGCGUGACAGAUCCCCGAAGUUCCAAGCCAAACGACCAAGUGGCAACAUCAGCAACAUUUCGUUCUCCUUUAGGGCUUCGUGACCUCGCAAACAACUCGACGCGCUCCCUUGCCGACCCUGAGCCCCAUAGGCACAAGAAACCCAUAGGAAAAGAACACCCCAACGAUACCGCUCUUCUCGCGCUCGGAACCGCACCUUUAAACAAGCCGUGAUCCCAGAGAGUCACAGCGAGGUGCUAUCCAAGUGCUGGAAGGGUCCCUUGCUUACCCCUUGCCCAUGAGUCAUCUACUUUGGAAAUUUUACUGGGAAAACGAUGUCGAACGGUUUCGGCGUCUACUGGCCCCGGCCGGCCACACGGCUCAAACCGCCACGAGAAGCCCAGGCAUAGGCGCCGCUGGACCCCUGGGGGGUAGUCCCGGUCCGUACGGAACCUCUCCCCGGAACGUCAAAUCGCGCAAGGCCUCCGCCGUUGGCAUCGGCGCCUCCUCUUUCAAGAACACAAACACGAGCCUUGGCAAGGCUGAAAUCAACAGCCGCGACCACGCCGGUCUCACCGUGCUCCUCCGAGCCGCGUCCUCGACCGAUUCCACCGCCAUCCUCUUCGUCCAGGCACUGCUCGACCACCCCUCUGUCGAUCUCUACGUCCAAGACACCGAGAGCGGCUGGAAUGCUCUUCACAGGGCACUAUACAACGGAAAUGUUGCGAUUGCGCGCCUUCUCCUCGAACGAGAGCGCAGAAUCUUGACGGAACAGACGCUGGGGAGCUCCGUGGCCAAGGCUGGUCAGCUGAUCAAGACCAAGGACCGCGAAGGCAACAGCCCUUUCGAUCUGUACAACUCGACUAUUGCUGUGCGAACCCUUGGCGGAUCGGGGGACUCGGAGGAUUCCGACCUCGACUCAGACUUGGAUGACGCCUCGGAUGGAGGCCAGGCAUUGAUGAGGUCCGUGGCCGCACUCGGCGGCGCAUCCGAGGGCGAGGAGAUCUUCAUGUUCGGAAGCAACCGAAACAUCUCGCUUGGGGUUGGUGACGAAGAUGAUCGACAGUAUCCCGAGAGGAUCACUUUGAAGAGACCGGAUCAACUCGUGCGCAGGUUCCAUGAGGAAUAUCUCGCAAAGUCGAAAGGAACGGCAAACCCUGCGGCUGACGACGCAGACAUGGAGGAAAUACCCGCCUUGAUCAGGAACCGACCGCUACGAAUUCACGACGCCGUCCUGUCCAAGUUGCACACAGUCGUCUUGACAACCGAUCCUGUGUCAAACCUGUACAUCUGUGGUGUCGGCCGUGGCGGUCGUCUUGGUCUGGGCGACGAGAAUACCCAGUUCCGCUUUGUGCCAGUCCAGGGAGUUCUAGCCGACAAAAAGGUGGUACAGGCUGCGCUUGGUCAGAACCACACCAUGGCAGUCACGGAUGCCGGCGAACUCUGGACCUGGGGAUCCAACAGCAGCUCUCAGCUGGGUUACAGCUUGCCGCCGCCGGCUAGGCAAGAUGAAGAACCGAUGAGCACCACCCCGCGACAAGUGUUUGGGACGCUCAAGAAGGAAGUCGUCGUAGGCGUUGCAGCAUCCGCCGUACACUCCGUGGCCCACACAUCGACGUCUCUGUUCUGCUGGGGUAAGAACCUAGGCCAGCUGGCACUCAUGGAUGCGGAUUCGAGGUCUUUGGACGUUCAACAAACACCCCGCAAAGUUGCUGCAUCCCUUUUCUCUUCGCCCAUCGCCGCAGUCUCCGCCAUUGAUAAGGCGACCACAGUCUUGCUGGCCGAUAGCACCGUCUGCGUGUUUACCAGCUACGGCUACAACUUUGUCAAAUUUCCCUCCCCUGAUGUUUUAAUCAACCACCAGUUCACCACAUCCAUGUCAACAAGACACAGCUCAGCGAGAAACCAAGUUAGCCGUAUCACCUCUGGUGGUGAGACGAUUGCUGCGAUCACCACGAGAGGCGAUCUUUUCACAAUGACGCUAAAUCACAAGACUGAUGCUAUCCCCGCGGCCGCUUCCACAACAAACCCAUCCAAGAUCAAGGGCGCUGUCACGACGCCGCAGUGCGUGUGGAACGCCCGGAAGGACGGUGUCAAGUCGGCGAGCGUUGGCGAGCACGGCGCUGUCAUUAUCUGCACAGAGUCGGGUGCAGUCUGGCGGCGAAUCAAGCGUGCCAAAGCAAAAGAUGCCGCCAUACCAGGGUCGUCGGAUAUCAAGCGAAAGGACUUCAAGUUUCAGCGCGUCCCUAGCGUGACGAACGCCGUCGCUGUCAGAAGUUCCACAUUCGGAGCGUUUGCAGCAAUUCGCAAAGACUGCGACGUAAUGAAGCAACAGAUCAGCAUCAAUGAACAGUCCCUCUGGGAGGAUGUGUCAUCUUUGCUUGUAUUGAGAGGUUUCCAAGCCUCGACGCCGGAUGGCUGUGACAAGGACACGCUCGGGUUCUGGAAGGCUGAAGACUUGAAAUAUCGCAUUGGAGAUUUAGCCUUCGAGCUUCUCAAGAGUGCGGACUUGGAGUGUGAUCUGCGCCGAUUCCUGUACGGGAGUCCGCAGAAGGAUUUCAACAUGGAGAUCCGUACCUCAAGUUCACCGGACAUUAGAAUCCCGGUCCACUCAUGGCUUCUGACAGCUCGAAGCCGUGUUCUGCGAAAUUUGCUAAGCGAGUACCGCAACGGCGGCGAGUGCGAGAUCCCUCAAGUUUUGAGACUGGCAGAUGACGAGGGUAAGACAGUCGUCACAUUCGAAUCCAUCGACUUGCUCUCUCUGGUCAAUCUGGCGGUCUACUGCUACGAUGACACUGUCGUUCCGGCCUGGAACCACACCCGUCAAGCGCCCUCUUUGGCUCACAGGUACCGUCAAGUUCGAAACGAGUUGAUGAAGCUGGCGACCAGGUUGGACAUGACGAAGCUUGAAGCGUCUGUGCGUCUACAGACAACGGCAGAGAAAUCGCUUGACAAAGAUUUGCUGAAGGCGACCCAUGACGCGAAGUACUACGAGGACGCGGAUGCCCUCGUUGAGCUCGACGGUGAAGAGGUGCCGAUUCACAGCCAACUUAUGCGUCAACGGUGCGAGUUUUUCGAAGGUCUCUUCCAUGGACGCGCCGGCGGAAUGUGGCUCGCGGGCCGCCGGGACGACAUGGACGAGGAAGAGCUCGUACGGGUGGAUCUGACUCACUGCGAUCCCGAGGCCUUUCGGUACGUCUUGCGAUACCUCUAUGCAGACGUUGGGUCCGAGCUCUUCAACGAAGCCACUGCAGCGAACAUUGAUGACUUCUCCGAUCUCGUCAUGUCUGUUAUGAGUAUUGCGAACGAGCUCAUGCUCGACCGGCUGUCCCAGAUCUGUCAGUUUAUCAUCGCGCGCUUCGCCAAUACUCGGAAUAUUGCCUUGCUCCUAAACGAAAUCAGCGCUUGUUCGGUUACAGAAUUCAAGGACGCCGGCCUGGAAUAUAUCUGCUUGCAGAUGGAGGUCGUACUGGAGAACCACCUUUUGGAUGACUUGGAAGAUGAUCUGUUGGAGGAGCUGGACACCGUCGUGCGAGAGAAUCAGCUAGCUCGCUAUCCUUUUGCGAGGAGUGGCCGAGCCGAGAUGCUUUUGUUCGAAAAGGACAAUGAUCUUGCACUCGACAUUGACGAAGAGCGACGAAGAAGGGUGCGAGAAAUGGCUUUCCGGUCCACGCAGCGAGAUGAUGACAGGAGGAUGUCGUCCUCGUUCAAGACCACCAGGUACGGCAGCCUCGACGAUGUGGCCGCUGCCGUGUCUCCCAACUUAGAGAAAAGCCGACGCAGGUCCAAGGCUAGCCGGAACGAGCCAUUCAGUCCUAUUUUGAGACCUAAAGACUCUCAAGGGGACCUCAUGUUCAACAUGGAUGACGAAGGCCUUUCCCCUCCCACCUCUCCAUCGCAAAGGGCCGCAGACAUGAAGGGGCGGUCUGAGACGGAACGGCUGCCUUCAUUACCAGGUCCCUGGAGGGACACAAAAGGCCAAGCCGGGUCGCCUCAGUUCCCGGUGCAAAGCCAUCCGACGGGUAUACUCGGCCAGCUUGGCAUAAGCCCCUCGCCAACGGACUCUCGCGGGUUCGGUGCUCAAAGGUCCGGCAGCCCGUGGGCCGCAGCGGCUCUCCCGACGGAAAAGAUGGACUUGCGUCAGGUCUUGACAGAGACGCCAACGAAAUCGGCUCUGUCGGCCGGCAUUGCCGCCCAAAAGGGCAAGGAGGCCUCUCCGAAGCCAGCUCAGCCCAAGAUAUCGCAGAAGGAGCGCAAGAAGCAGCAGCUGGCCCAGGCGGCGGCACAAGCAGCGCUCGAGGCCGAAGCUCAACAACCCAAAGUGGCCUGGGAUCCGGAGGCGGCCAGCCAUAAACCGGCACCUUGGAAGGUGCUUUCAAGCGGACCAAAUACAUCACUCAAGGACGUCAUGAUCAAGGACUCGGCCACGGGAAUGUCGCCUCUAGCCGCCAAGACCAAGCCGCUGCUCUCGGUUGAGAGUUCUGCGAAAUCGUCGCCACGAAGAGCCGCGUCGCCGGACACACGUUUCCCGGGCCAGUCCCGUGUGAGUAGCUCUCCUGCAGUGCCGAGCACCUCAUUAAGUCAGUCGGCGGCGAAGCCCCUGGUACCGCACUCAAAAUCGUACAUGACGCCGGCCAGCAAGGCCGAGCCGAUCUUGGGGCUGAGUCUGCAAGACAUCAUUGGGCAACAAAAGCGUGAACAGGAGAUUGUCAAGGAAGCAGUUGCAAAGAGGUCGAUGCAGGAGAUACAGCAAGAGCAGGAGUUUCAGCAGUGGUGGGACCAGGAGACGAGGCGUGUGCAGGAGGAGGAGGCCCGGAGAGAAGCCAAGGACAAGGCGAAGGAGGGAAGGAGUCAGAAGGACAGCAAACGAGGGAGACGCGGCCGUGGUGGUCCCGGGGGUAGCAAAAGUGGCGGCCACCCGGGGCAGGAGCAAGGUGCGGGCGGCAGCGCCGAAACCGACAGAAGACCGGCUAAGACCUCGAGCGGGCCGGCGAACAACACGCGAGGGCGAGGCAAUCGCGGACGGGGGAGAGGUGGUAAGGCAUUUGCAUCUGCAUCUGCGUCUGCAUCCGCAUCUUGAUUAUC
This is a messenger RNA of Colletotrichum destructivum, 5255 nucleotides long. RefSeq names its product Putative regulator of chromosome condensation 1/beta-lactamase-inhibitor protein II. The coding region runs from base 469 to 5250 and encodes 1593 amino acids. The record is from RefSeq and is a predicted model, not a curated record. The transcript has a single exon. NCBI's taxonomy places the organism in Eukaryota, Fungi, Ascomycota, Sordariomycetes, Glomerellales, Glomerellaceae. Gene Ontology annotation, molecular function: protein binding.